AUGACAACUCGUGUAUUACUUAUUGAUAAUUAUGAUUCCUUCACGUACAAUAUCUUUCAGUACAUGGCUCAACUUGGUGCUCAUGUGGAUGUGAAGCGUAAUGAUGAAAUUACACUGGCUGAAAUUCAUGAUUUAAAACCUGAUCGGAUUAUGAUUUCACCUGGUCCAGGAUAUCCAAAAGAUGCGGGGAUUUCGUGUGAUGUGAUUCGUACAUUUGCUGGGAAACUACCAAUUGCUGGAAUAUGUUUAGGCCAUCAAUGUAUGUUUGAAGUAUUUGGUGGUAAAGUUGAUCAUGCUGGUGAAAUUAUACAUGGGAAAGCAUCGAUUAUGGUCCAUGAUGGAAAAGGUUUAUUUCAAGGAAUUACACCUGAAUUUCAAGCUAUUCGAUAUCAUUCACUUGUGGGCUUACCCGAGACAUUACCGGAUACACUUGAGGUUACAGCUACUGUGAAAGGAAGUAAUAUGAUUAUGGGUGUCCGGCACAAGGAAUACAAGGUUGAAGGCUGGCAAUUUCAUCCAGAGAGUAUUCUUACGGAAGAUGGUUUGAAACUCAUUCAAAACUUUCUAGACAUGUGA
Peronospora belbahrii is the source of this 576-nucleotide messenger RNA. The record is from the annotation of a GenBank genome assembly. NCBI's taxonomy places the organism in Eukaryota, Oomycota, Peronosporomycetes, Peronosporales, Peronosporaceae.